This is a messenger RNA of Varroa destructor (honeybee mite), 4120 nucleotides long. RefSeq lists its product as uncharacterized. The record is from RefSeq and is a predicted model, not a curated record. NCBI's taxonomy places the organism in Eukaryota, Metazoa, Arthropoda, Arachnida, Mesostigmata, Varroidae.
AGUGUACAUAACCUCGCAAAUUUAGACAGCGACUAUUGCCUUAUGGGCGGCGAAGUUGAGCAAAUAUUGUCCCUGUUUUCUGAAUAGAUCACACGUCCUUAUGAUGCUUAUAUUGCUUUUUGUAAGGCCAAAAAUCAGUCAGUUCACGUCAACCUCAACCGGCUCAUGUCACUGAGUUCCCACAGCGUAUUCGGAUGAACUUUUUUUUUUUUUUUAUAAAUUUUACUUUUAUAUUAAAGUGGAUCCAUGUUCGGUUAAGCUUGCAAGUGCCUUGCACUGCGACGCAAAAUGCAGCUACACAUAGAGCGUCUAUGAGUAUUAUUAUAAAAAUAUAGAUAGGAAAAUGCGUUGUAAGAAAACCUAAAUGUGAGCGUCCUAAAAUCCUGCUUCAGCCGUUUGGAAGCGACAAUUUUAUGCAUUAAAGGCCGUGGAGACGCUUAAGCAUCGUUGGGCAAAAUGGGCAGUAAAAUUAACUAGGAAACGUAUUUAAUUCGGAGCCACAGAUAUAUAUGCCACGCGUUAUCCAUGCUUUUGAGUCUUCUAUUGAAAGCGAAAUAUAUUUAUCUCGCUCUCCAUUAUCAGGAUUGUUGUUGCUAUCUAACAAAAGCAGUUGACAAUACUUCAAGAUCUACAAUCGUGAUCUUGUGCGUAUAAUACCACUCGUAGCCGUGGCAUUAUAGAGCGGUUUCAUAGACUGUACUUGCCACUAGGUUGAAGCGCCUAGUACGGUGGAUGCACCGUAGCGACAAACAACAAGUACUAUCGUACGAUAGAUUUGUGGUAAAGAAGAAGUGAACCCGUCUCGAUGCUAUAUUUGAGUGCACAACACGGGUAGCAUGAGAUCGUUCCGCUCAGUAUCUCCUAACUAAGACGUUGCUUUAUAUAAUUAAACCGUUAGAUAUCGCAUUCAUAGAAUUUUACAUAUUAGGAUAAUAUUUUUUAAAGCACAUAGGAUUAUCUUUCCUAUUCGGCCGAGUUUCCUGCGACCAGCUUCGACAAUUUACUUUGUCCGCCUUAGCAAACUGAAUGGGAAGAGUUAGUUCGAAAUGCCGAAGUAGUGUGCCCUCUACAACCUGAACUAGGUUUAGAAUACCACUGGUUCGCCUACAUGUGUUGUGUUAUUUUUGUGUUGUUGGCCGGACUUAAGGCAGUGAUUUUCCACCGUGUGACGGAAUAACAGAGUUUCUAACGACGUUCAGAAUGCGAGUAUCAUCCAGUAUGUCGACUACUCAGAGGAGUCUUUAGAUAUCACCAUGAUUUGCUCUCAGGAUGCGAUUCCAAUCCGUAUCAUACGGGAUACCCACUUCACUUUAUGGCUAUUUGCAGCUUUUACUGUCCUCUUAAUGCUGGCGUAUUCGUCAAUCCAUUCUGGAGAUCAAAUUGUCUUCGUCAAUCAGGAACAGCCUGCAUUUUACAAUGCCCCGGGGAGUCUCAUCAAAACCUCGACUUGUCGAAUACCUGAUUUCGACCCAUAUGAUCCUCAAGUCUCCAGCAAAUUCCUCACGAAGGCAGUCGUACGGUGUCCUAAGUUACCACCACUCUUCAUUAGACCACAGGUUAAAGGAAUCUAUUCAGUUCCUUAUUUGGAUGAGACAAUCCUAUGGCGUCAUUAUAAACUGAAGAAACAGAACCUUCGUUGCACAUACCAGAUUGCGAUUAGAGAUGAGCGUUCUACGCCAGACUUCGGAUUUCAAUUGGUCAAUGAGACUACACUAAAAUUUGGUGAAUUUAUUGACGCUGAAUAUGUGUGGAUAGAGUGUUUCCGAUAUUCGCUCAAAACGAGAUUCUACUCCCAACCUUUAUUGCUAGCUAGAGCUAAAGGCGACAGCGUCUUUGACGAAUCGAGCGCUUCCAAUAGGCCAUACAACGUAAUUGUACUCGGUUACGACUCGGUCUCGAGACUUAACUUUCAUCGCGCUCUGACGCAAACAAAGAAAUUUCUGGAUAAUCGGCCUAACACUGUCAUUGAACUCCUCGGAUACAACAAAGUGGGCUUAAACUCUAGUCCCAAUCAGAUUCCCUUGUUAACGGGACAUCGUUUUAGGCCCCACGGUCUAUACGAAGAAGUCAAAAAAGGAUAUUUAGACAAUAUGACUCGCUACAUUUGGGACGACUUUAACGAUGCCGGCUAUUCAACAAUGUUCUUUGAAGAACAAUGGUCCUAUGGUAUAUUCGUAUGGCCUGAACUCAAGGGUUUCCGCACGCAGCCAGUCGACUAUUGGCCACGUCCAAUCAUGCAGAUGAUUGACGGCAGUAGCUUGAAGAUGAACCUAGGAAACGGCAUUUGUAUUGGCCCGAAGCCAGCUGCUUCAAUAUACCUCGAUUACGUCUUAGAUCUUUUACGAACAUCCCGUAAGCCGCUCUGGCUAUACCCGUGGCUCAGCGAACUUUCCCACAACGAUCUGACUGGAGCCAGCCGAGCCGAUAAGCCAUUUAUUGAGUUCUUCACAGCUAUGGAACGAGAAGGUUUUCUAAACAACUCAAUUAUUAUCUUCAUUUCCGAUCAUGGCUUUCGGUUCGGAAACUUCCGGAACACACCUCUUGGCCGCUAUGAGGAUCAGCUUCCUUUUGGUUAUUUGAUGCUGCCUCCAAGUUUUAUCGAAGAACGUCCCGAAGCCGUUGAAAAUCUCCGUGUCAAUUCUCACCGCCUCGUGACAGUAUAUGAUAUGCACGCUACAAUGCUAGAAUUGGCGACACUCGACCAGGGACCCGUUACGCGUACAGAGCGGGGUUAUAGUCUGUUCUCUGAAAUAGUGCCUUAUAAUAGAACGUGUGCAGAGGCAGGAAUCGACUUCGAGUACUGUUCUUGCUACGAUGUUGCGAAUCAACGUGUAGAUCCUGCCCUGUCUGUUCAAUUGGGUCAAACAAUCGUUGAUGAGAUUAACAACGAACUUAAACGCAAUAAGGCUAUUAAAUGCGUCGAGUGGAAGCUUGGCACGGUAAAUCAGGCGUUGCCUCUGACGGAGGGUUCGCGAAUUUUGAACAUAUACAGGGUAUCUAUCAAUACGAUUCCUCCGGGCAGAUUUGAAGCAACUAUUGCCAUUGAGCCGAAAGCAAAAAACGGGCUUAAGCUGAUAUCCGGUGUUGAUCGUACGGACUGGUUCAGCGAGCACGCGCGCUGCGCGAUGCCCUCGUCCUAUGAGCGUUUUUGCUACUGCCUGUGACACAGUGCAACAACGCAACCCUCAGUCAAAUAAGUAGCUAAAUCAGGUGCAAAGACACCGUUCUGCUCAUCGGCCUGAACUCUAGAUUUAUAUAAUGCCUUUACCUUUACAAGCCUAUAUCUGUUUAGGCGACCAGGGCACAUAUGAGGAUAAGGAUCGAAUACAUAUACCUACGUAACUCAAAGUUGUAAUUAUUUUUGCCUUCUACCUAGGUAAGCGGUGUGAGGAAAACGCUUGCUAUGAGGACAAAAAUAUCUUUACAGAUUCAUUAUGUGUAGGAUUUACUAUCGUCUUUCUUCACAAUAUCGUUUUUUUGUUUCCACGCAAGUCAGACAAAUAAGUAUAUUUUCGUCGUGUUUGACCUCGGUUUUGCGAGAUAUGCGUACAGCGUACGUUGAUGUACAGUUAAAGUUUGGUUGAAAAUCCACAACAGAAAAGGGCUGAAUGAAUAGUAACAAUUACAUUCACGGCAAAACAGGAUUCAUUGAGGUACCAAGAACGUGUAAUGCCAUAGCAUUGACUUCGUGAUAAUUGUAGCUCAACACUUUAUUGUUAUCGCACCAAGGUCGCAAGCUUUGCCGAAAAAAUGUCCAACUUCGGAUUUGUUUGCACAGUAUCUCAGUUACCUUAUGUGAUGAUCAUGUCUCAUUAAAAAUACAACACGCAAUCUGCACAGUAAUAUAUCGAUACGAGUUAGAGUAUUAGAAAAACAAAUAUGUUUAUUUUGUGCCAUGUUUGUUAGUGAAGUGCAAAAAUGACUAUCCUUUGUAAAAAUAGUCUACACAUAAUAAAUUGGAGCUCAUAAGAAAAAAAGAACAAAUGCUAAAGCACAGAAUGUGAUGUGGUUUACAGAAAUGUAUCUAGAAUGUAAAUAAAAACUGGUGUUUAUAAAACAAAUUUAACCUCUAUCUGUCAAUUAUAGGAGACUAAUGUAUCGCAUAGAUAGAACUAAAUAG